AUGGCCACGAACGACGAUGAUGCUCCGACGGGUGAUUUCGAUCCGUACAACAUCAACAGCACGGACUUCAAUCCUGACCUGUAUCUACAGCGGGUUUUCAAAGAGUAUCGGCUCACCGAAAUCAUGGACCGAGAACAACAAAUUCACAGAGAGGUUCAGCUGCUCGACUCGGAGAUGCAGCGUCUGGUCUACGAUAAUUACAACAAAUUCAUAUCUGCAACGGAUACCAUCAAGAAAAUGAAAACCGAUUUCCAGACCAUGGAGCAAGAGAUGGAGUCACUGGUCGAAAACAUGUCGAAAAUCUCCGUUUACUCAGGCAACGUAUCGCAGGCCUUGCAUAAACGAGCCCAACAAGUGGCGAACCUGAACACGACCUCGACGCUUCUGAACCGUCUUCAGCGAGUAUUCGAAUUGCCCGAAAACCUUCGGAAGCACAAAAAGAGCGGCCAAUUCGGCCAGGCUGUAGUACUGUUCACCUCGGCGGAGUCAAUUUUGAGUCAGUAUUCCUAUAUCGCCUGCUUCAAGGACAUCCACACAGAAUGCUUGCAAAUCGUCGACGAGAUAAAGGCUAAACUCUUGGAGAGGUUCGAAGACCGCCACGUGAACGUCAAAGAUCUUUCCGAAGCCGUCCAACUACUGAAUUCCCUACACGAACCAAUCGAGAAGCUCUGUGCGCAGUACCUAGAGCAGGCGAGCAUCUCACUCAAUGGUGAUCUAGAGGUUCUUGUUCGGCAGGUCUCUCUAGCCAAGGGUGACACCUCGCCCGCUCCUUCGGGUCUGCCCCCCGAGCUGCAUCUCCUCUACUCUACACCGAUGGACGUCCAGCAAUUCGUGGAUCAUUCGUGCAAUUCUUUCCUCGGGAAUAUCUCGCUGAUUAUCGCUUCGUACGCCCAACUGUUCGUGUCCGGCAACGGUCAGGUCGAUUCCUCGAUAAUGGAACAGCAGCAGAACUUUGUACGGAGUCUAAUCGAGGAAUACUUCAAAUUGGUCGCGGAGCGAAUUGAGGUCGAAAAUCGGGUGAAUAACACUGAGAUAUGCGUGAAGGCUCUGGACAAAACCUUCCGGAGAAUUCAAGCCUUGAACAAUCUCUUGCCACAAAUGGAUCUCAAUAGCAAGGUCUACGAGAUCAUACAACAGGCGGCCACCAACAAGACAUCGUACUAUCUCGACGAGAUGAAACAAUGUAUCGUCAACAAGUUGGGCGAGCUGCGUCACGAGUUGAUUCAACCAUUCAAGGGUAGCUUGCCAGCUGUUCUAGUGAAUCUCGAAGCGGCGAUCUUGGAGAAAGUCAAACACGUUCUCUGGGAAAUGCGUCACUUCGUUUCCCCCGACGUCACUUUCGCUUCUAGUCGAGCGCAAUUCAGAAGCUUCACAUCGGAGCAUCUGAUCAAGAAAAAUCUCCUCGGACAGUUCAUUAAUUUUCUCGUGGACACCAUGAGGUCGGAGUAUUGCGACUUCGGAGGGAACCCUUUGGUUCAAUUAGUGCUUUCGAAACUCUGUCUCGAUCUACGGCAUUCACUGAUCAGGCAGAUCUUCAGAAUGUGCGACGACGCCAUCGAAACGCAGACGCUUGCGAGCAACAGGUUGGCGACAGACGUGUCAGACCUGGUCCGCAAAGUCGAUCAGCUAUCCGAGGAUAUGCUCCAAGCGUUUGUGGUCCGAGCCGGCGAUGUCAUCUCCAACAUGUUACGGAAAAGUGUCGAUGCCAGGAAUUGGGUUAGUUGCGCUGAACCGCGCAACGUGAGAGCUGUGAUGAAACGGGUCGUCGAAGAUCUGACUCAGCUUGACAUGAAUAUUGGUGAGCUCUACGAGGAGGGUUCGAGACGAGAACGGAGCAGCGACUCGAGCCGUCGAACGUAUCCAUUCUCGCAACGGUGGGGCCCACCGUCGGCGAACACAGAAUGCUCUCUCAUGUCGAAUUUGAACUUCAACAAACUAUUCACUGAAAAAAUCGAGAUCAUGAGCAAGGUGGAGCCGAACAGAAUAUCUGUGAUGACGGGUAUCAUAAAAAUCUCUCUCAAAACCCUCCUUGAAUGCAUACGACUGAAAACAUUCGGGAAAUUCGGUCUGCAGCAAGUCCAGGUCGAUGCUCAUUACCUCCAUCUCUACCUGUGGAGAUUCGUUCAAGAUGAACAAGUGAUAUUCGCUCUCUUGGAUGAGAUCGUGUCCAGUGCGAUACAUCGAUGCCUCGAUCCGAUUCUCAUGGAGCAGAGCGUCGUCGAAGUGAUAAGCGACCGAGGUUGA
Molecule: messenger RNA, 2244 nt
Organism: Galendromus occidentalis (western predatory mite)
Lineage: Eukaryota; Metazoa; Arthropoda; Arachnida; Mesostigmata; Phytoseiidae
Gene: Vps51
Product: vacuolar protein sorting 51
Exons: 3
Coding region: 1-2244 (747 amino acids)
Biological process (GO): Golgi vesicle transport; endocytic recycling; lysosomal transport
Cellular component (GO): EARP complex; membrane; GARP complex
Source: RefSeq, a predicted model, not a curated record